CAGUUUCGGUUUUGGAUAGAGGAACGAUGAGAUGGAUGCUAUCUUCCACGAGAAGCAAGAAGGCUCUCUUUGCGCUCAACAUUGCCUCAAUGCCUUAUUACAAGGCCCUUACUUUAACCCAGUAGUUCUGGCAGAUAUAGCAACACAAUUGGAUGAACUUGAAAGAGCAAGAAUGGCAGAAGGAGAUGUUACAUCACAGGAUUAUCAAGAAUUUAUUAAGCAACCUUCUUCAAAUAUGGAUGACAGUGGAUUCUUCUCCAUUCAGGUUAUAUGCAGUGCCCUCAGUGUGUGGGGGUUAGAGCUCAUACCAUAUUUGAGUCUAGAGGCCAGAGAGGCACGAGAAAAUCCACAGAAUCAGAAAGCUUUUAUAUGUAACUUACAACAACAUUGGCUGACUAUACGAAAAUUUGGCCAUCAGUGGUUUAAUCUGAACUCUUUGUUGUCCAAACCAGAGCUGAUAACUGAGACAUAUUUGUCACUAUUUCUUACCCAAUUACAGACAGAAGGUUAUUCAAUAUUUGUUGUGAAAGGGAACUUACCAGAGAGUGAAGCUGAUCAACUACUGAAGCUUUGUCCAGCUGAGCCAGAGAAAAAACCUUCUAAAACAACUUCACACAAAUUAGUGAACAAAACAGAUCUAACAGCUGCGCUUCAACAAGCCAGUGGUGGUGUAGGAGGUGAAGAUAAACCAGUUGACAUCGACGAAGUUCGAAAAAAACGAGAGUUGUAUUUUCAAAGACAAAACCACACCCAAGCAAACAAUCCAAACACAGGACAAACCUCAGAGACAGCAGAUACAUCUCAACAAAUCAUAACAGGACCAGUCCCACCUGCUGAUCGAGCACAAUCCCCAGAAUUAUCAGAGGAGGAAAUGCUUCAAGCUGCUCUUAAGUUGUCUCUUGAUGGUACAUAACAAGGAAUUUUUCCUGGAAUGUCUCUUUUUUUGUUUCUUUUAUAUUUUUUAUUAUAGUAACUGAAGGAAUGAGUAUUGAAUUUAUGUAAUAACGAAAUACAACUAAGUUUUCAAAUUUGUACAAAAUAAAGUAACAUAGAGACCUUUUUUGGCA
Stylophora pistillata is the source of this 1067-nucleotide messenger RNA. Its product is annotated as ataxin-3. Gene Ontology annotation, molecular function: cysteine-type deubiquitinase activity. The record is from RefSeq and is a predicted model, not a curated record. Gene Ontology annotation, cellular component: nucleus. Lineage: Eukaryota; Metazoa; Cnidaria; Anthozoa; Scleractinia; Pocilloporidae. Gene Ontology annotation, biological process: protein deubiquitination.